CACACAUGAUUUUUUUUUGGCGAAUUUCUUUAUGCAGAUUUUUUGUGAAAUUUUUUUUAAAUUUUCUAAACCCGGAUAAGAAAAUCGCGAUUUGAAAAUUACAUUCAGAUCGAUCAGAUCAAUUAAUUAUUUUUGUUUUCAAAUAUGGGAUCAUUAUUGAUACGUCGUCUGUUGUGGUUAAAAUCAUGUCAUCAUCAUCAUCAUUCAUUGUUAUUUAGUUCGUUUGUACCUCGACAACAACAAUCAUCGUCAACAGCAAUCAUUCGACAGUUAUAUAAUAAUGAAAAAUCUAAUUCAUUACAAUUACAAUCAACAAGUUUCAAUCAAUAUCGAUUUUUAUCAUCAUCAUCGAAUAAUAAUGAUGAUGGUGAAGAUUCUGAUCAAACAAUAUCACCUGUAUAUCCAACACCACCAACACCUGGUGAUCCAUCACAAUCAUCUGCAUUAUCACCGGUAAAUGUACCGGAUUAUUUUCCAUUCGUACCGGUUAUACCGAUUAAUCGUAAUCCAGUUUUUCCAAAAUUUGUUAAACUUAUUGAAUUGACUGAUCCGAAUCUAAUUCAAUUGAUUAAACGUAAAGUUGAUCUACGACAACCAUAUGCCGGUAUAUUUAUGAAACGUAAUGAUAAUGAUAUGGCUGAAGUUGUUCGUUCAUUAGAUGAUAUUUAUCCAGUCGGUACAUUUGUUCAAAUUCAUGAACUACAAGAUCUUGGUGAUCGGAUUCGAAUUAUUGUUAUGGCACAUCGUCGUAUAAGGAUUUUGAAACAAAUUGAUGAAAAUGCUGAACAACAGGAGGAAUCUGCUGCUGAACAACCAUCAAGAAAAAAUGGUUCGACAAUGAUGCGAAAAAAACGUUCACGUCGAAGUUCAGCAACAACAGCAACAGCUCAAACAUCGAAUGACGAACAAACGACAACAGAUCAAGAUAUUGCUCAACAACAAUCAUCGGAUUCGGAAUCGAUGGUGGUUGAAAAACCUAAACCAGUACUAAUGGUAGAAGUAGAAAAUGUUCAACAUGAAGAAUUUAUUGAAAAUCAAGAAAUUAAAGCGCUGACGCAGGAAAUUGUCAAAACAAUUCGUGAUAUUGUUUCAUUAAAUUCUUUAUAUCGUGAACCAAUUUUACAAUUGAUGCAUUCUGGACAGAAAAUUGUUGAUAAUCCAAUAUUUCUUUCGGAUUUAGGUGGUACAUUAUCCGGUGCUGAUUCGAAUGAGCUACAACAAAUUUUGGAAGAAACAAACAUACCAAAACGUCUUUAUUUAUCAUUAUCAUUAUUGAAAAAAGAAUAUGAAGUUAGUAAAUUACAACAAAAAAUAAGUAAAGAAGUUGAAGAAAAAGUUAAACAACAACAUAGAAAAUAUAUGUUAAAUGAACAAUUGAAAAUUAUUAAAAAAGAAUUAGGUCUGGAAAAAGAUGAUAAAGAUGCUAUUGUUGAGAAAUUUCGACAAAAAAUCAAAGAUUUAAUUGUACCACAAUCAGCAAUGGAUGUUAUUGAUGAAGAAUUAAAUAAAUUAUCAUUAUUAGAUAAUCAUUCAUCGGAAUUUAGUGUAACCAGGAAUUAUCUUGAUUGGUUAACAUCAAUACCAUGGGGUAUAAGUAGCGUAGAGAAUUUAGAUUUAAAACGUGCUGAAGAAGUUUUGAAUGAAGAUCAUUAUGGUAUGGAAGAAGUAAAAAAACGUAUUUUGGAAUUUAUUGCCGUUAGCCAAUUGAAAGGACAUACGCAAGGAAAAAUUCUUUGUUUUUAUGGUCCACCUGGAGUGGGUAAAACAAGCAUUGCUCGAUCGAUUGCACGUGCAUUGAAUCGUGAAUAUUUCCGAUUCAGUGUUGGUGGUAUGACUGAUGUUGCCGAAAUUAAAGGUCAUCGACGUACUUAUGUUGGUGCUAUGCCCGGGAAAAUUAUUCAAUGUUUGAAAAAGACAAAAACUGAAAAUCCAUUGGUAUUGAUUGAUGAAGUGGAUAAAAUUGGUCGUGGUUAUCAAGGUGAUCCUUCGGCUGCCUUAUUGGAAUUGCUGGAUCCUGAACAGAAUAAAAAUUUCUUGGAUCAUUAUCUGGAUGUUAAUAUUGAUUUAUCGAAAAUUUUGUUUAUUUGUACGGCAAAUGUAUUGGAUACAAUACCCGAACCAUUACGUGAUCGUAUGGAAUUGAUUGAAGUAUCGGGUUAUGUUGCUGAAGAAAAACUUCAAAUAUCAGAGAAAUACCUAAUACCAAUGGCACAUAAAGAAUCAGGAUUAUCACCGGAAAAAGUUGAAAUAACAAAAAAUGCAAUCAAUUUAGUAAUACGUUCUUAUUGUCGUGAAUCAGGUGUUCGUAAUCUACAGAAACAUAUUGAAAAGAUUAUGCGAAAAUCAGCAUAUAAAAUUGUUAAUGAAGAAUGUAAAAAUGUUAUUGUUGAUGAAACAAAUUUACAGGAUUUUGUUGGUAAACCAUUGUUUGUUAAAGAUCGUAUGUAUGAUGAAACACCACCAGGUGUUGUUAUGGGUUUAGCAUGGACAUCACAUGGUGGUUCAACAUUAUAUAUUGAAACAACUGUACAUCGUAAAUUGGAUUUAUCCAAAUCGAUAGCUGUUGAUGAUAAUGAUCGAUCUACAAGCGAUAAACAACAACAACAAGGUUCAUUUGUAUUGACUGGACAUUUGGGUGAUGUAAUGAAAGAAAGUGCAAAUAUUGCCUAUACAUUUGCCAAAUCAUUCAUGUUGAAACGAUCUUCAUCAGAAUUGGCUUCAGAAUUUUUACAACGUGCUCAUAUUCAUUUACAUGUACCGGAAGGUGCAACACCAAAAGAUGGUCCAAGUGCUGGUUGUACAAUGGUUACAGCAUUAUUAUCAUUAGCAAUGGAAAAACCAGUUCGUCCAAAUUUGGCUAUGACUGGUGAAAUAUCAUUAACAGGUAAAAUUCUGCCUGUUGGUGGUAUUAAAGAAAAAGUUAUUGCCGCUAAACGUGUUGGUGUCGAUACAAUUAUUCUACCUGAUGAUAAUCGAAAAGAUUUUGCCGAUCUACCUGAUUAUAUUCAGGAUGGAUUAACUGUUCAUUUUGCUAGCUAUUAUGAACAGGUUUUCGAUAUUGCCUUUAAUUAUUAAAUAUUUUUUUUGUAGAUUUCUA
Dermatophagoides pteronyssinus (European house dust mite) is the source of this 3097-nucleotide messenger RNA. RefSeq names its product lon protease homolog, mitochondrial (gene Lon). The record is from RefSeq and is a predicted model, not a curated record. Gene Ontology annotation, molecular function: ATP hydrolysis activity; ATP binding; ATP-dependent peptidase activity. Lineage: Eukaryota; Metazoa; Arthropoda; Arachnida; Sarcoptiformes; Pyroglyphidae. Gene Ontology annotation, cellular component: mitochondrial matrix. Gene Ontology annotation, biological process: mitochondrion organization; chaperone-mediated protein complex assembly; protein catabolic process.